AUGGUGGCGGAGGAGAGGGAGGAGGAGGAGCUGGCGGAGGUGGUGGCGGAGGAGGGGGAGGAGGAGGAGGAGCUGGCGGAGGUGGUGGCGGAGGAGGUGGAGGAGGAGGAGGAGGUGGUGGUGGUGGUGGAGGUGGAGGUGGUGGAGGUGGUGGAGGAGGUGGAGGUGGUGGUGGUGGAGGAGGAGGAGGACUUGAAGAGCAGGGCAGGGGAAGGGGCGCGGGGAGAAGGAGUGGAAGGAGGAGCCGGGGCAGGGACAGUAGGAGGGGAAGGAGGGACACGGGUAGGGAUUGGAUCGGGGGAGCGAGGAGGAGUAGGAGGAGGAGGUGGCGGAGGUGGUGGCGGAGGUGGUGGCGGAGGAGGGGGAGGAGGAGGUGGUGGCGGAGGUGGUGGUGGAGGAGGGGGAGGAGAGGAGGAGGCGGCGGAGGUGGUGGCGGAGGAGGGGGAGGAGGAGGUGGAGGUGGUGGCGGAGGAGAAGGAUGAGAAGAUCCGCCGCCCAUCGUUAUAG
Molecule: messenger RNA, 507 nt
Organism: Morus notabilis
Lineage: Eukaryota; Viridiplantae; Streptophyta; Magnoliopsida; Rosales; Moraceae
Product: rRNA 2'-O-methyltransferase fibrillarin-like
Exons: 3
Coding region: 1-507 (168 amino acids)
Source: RefSeq, a predicted model, not a curated record